CAUCUUUUUUUUUUGUUUACACAAAAACGAAUACCGGCCAUUAAAUUUGUAGGCCUAUUUCUAUGUAAACAAACAUUAAUGCCUAUGCAUGUUGUUCUAGGAUCAUUUACUAGGACGAAACUAUUCAAACAUUCCAAGCUAAAAAAGUGUCUCAGGGUUUUCUUCAGGACUGUAACCGGCGUGGUUCUCUUCCCUGCCAUGCUAUGGAUACGACUUUGCUGCCACGAAAAGGAGGAAACAAAUGACUGCAAUGAGACGGCACGACGCGUGUCUUCAGAAUGUGGCACUGCGCUGGCCCGUUCUGCGACUCAAGCACAAGUUUCACGUUCAAGCAUAGAAUUUGCCUGGACCAUCCACGCCUUGCAUCAGUACAUUCAACAUUACUCUGCACGGCGUUUUUUAACGCCCCACGAACAAGACAUAUCCCUAGCUUUUAUUCUUGGCUACCAUAAAAUCUUUGAUGAACCAUUUUACAGCGAGUAUCGUUCCAUGUCAAAAUGUGAAGAAAUCGAAACUAUCGUGACAUUGGCUAUUGGAACAUAUUUAUACAAACACACACACGAUCCAUUGAAGUUUUGGACUCGACUGGCGAAUACAAUGGAUAGUAUUGAAGAUGAAAACAAUUGCACACCUCAACAAGUGGAAUUUAGGAAGCAAGUAGCGCUCGCCCGGCUUGGCCACCCUUCGUUCCACUUUUUACCCAUGCAUGACAAUCAUGCAUUUCAAUACGGUUGGUUUUAUUUCACGUCUUCGUUUUUUGGAUCACGGAGUUUAUGUUGGCGAGAUCACAGUUUCGCCAAAGACGUUACUCUGGAGCAGGUUGACGAGUUAGUGGACCAAUUUAAGACCUUUGUCGACAGGGCUCCUGACUUUGAAUGUGCCAACUGGCUGCAGGCAAUAUACAUUACGAGCAUCCUGCCUAAAGAACACUGGCUAUACCAGAUGGACGAGUCAAUUGACUUUUUGGAUGCGAUUGAGAAGAUGAAGCAGCACCUUUUGCGCCAUUACUAGGAUGAAUGCGCGGACGAGAGAGCACAAGCACAACCGUAUGCCGCAAGACAUCGUGCCCAGCGCCCUCUCCAUUGUCCGAUCUCUCCCAAACACCCUCAACACAAUCAAAAACCUUCACUCGCCUUUACUAUCUCCUUUCUUUUUUUCCUCGUUUACAAAAUGUUCUUUUUUACCGACAGCUUCCAUUUUAACGUAGACUACAUAUAAAUAUAGCCAAUGACACGGACAGAAGAAAGCUAGCCACCUUAACGGUUGCUCUUGGC
Messenger RNA from Schizosaccharomyces japonicus yFS275, 1274 nucleotides. RefSeq lists its product as hypothetical. Lineage: Eukaryota; Fungi; Ascomycota; Schizosaccharomycetes; Schizosaccharomycetales; Schizosaccharomycetaceae. The record is from RefSeq and is a predicted model, not a curated record. The transcript has a single exon. The coding region runs from base 199 to 1011 and encodes 270 amino acids.